Hydra vulgaris (swiftwater hydra) is the source of this 789-nucleotide messenger RNA. RefSeq names its product glutathione S-transferase. Lineage: Eukaryota; Metazoa; Cnidaria; Hydrozoa; Anthoathecata; Hydridae. Gene Ontology annotation, biological process: glutathione metabolic process. The record is from RefSeq and is a predicted model, not a curated record. Gene Ontology annotation, molecular function: glutathione transferase activity.
UUCUUUUGCCAUGAGUCACAAGAAUAACUUAUUCUUGUGACUAUAGACAUCACAAUAUUUGUGAAGGCGUAGUUCGGGAAAUAUUACUUAAACAGCUAAGCUAUAAAAUGUCUCCUAAAUACGUAUUGAAUUAUUUCAAUAUUCAAGGAAAGGGUGAGAUAGCUAGAUUUUUAUUUCAUUGCAAAGGUGUGGAGUUCACAGAUAAUCAAAUCAGCUUCCAAGAUUGGCCUUCACACAAAGGCGAUAGUUCUAGGUUUCCUUUGGGACAAAUGCCAACAUUAGAAAUAGAUGGAAAUGUUAUUUGUCAAUCUGCAGCUAUUUAUAAAUAUUUGGCUGAAACAUUUGGUCUUAUUGGAGCUAAUCCAUCUGAAAGAUUGGUCAUUAAUCAAGUGUGUGAGACUCUAAAUGAUUUCUGGAAUGAAUAUGUAGAAAUUUGGAAAAGCAAUGGAUCAAACAAUGAUGAAAAGAAAGCAGCUAUAGCUGAAUUUCUUGUAAAGGAAACAACCAAAUUAAAGUUUACUUUUAUUGAGAACUUGUUAAAACAAAACCACGAUGGUCAUGGUUAUUUUGUUGGCAAUUCGAUCUCUCUUGGCGAUUUAGUUUUCUUCCACAUUACUGGAAUGGCUGACAAAUCAUUGUUAAAUGAUUUUCCUUUGCUAGCAGAGCUGAAUGAUCGAGUAAGACAUAGUGCUGAACUGAAAUCAUAUCUGGAUUCAAGAACGCAUCCUCCAUUCUCCAUCUUUCAUUCUUAAAUAAUUUAAAAAGAUUUUUAAUAUUUCUUCUUUUUUA